AUGCGCUCAAUAUACUAUCUUUCGAUUUUGCCUGUUUUCUCUGCAUUCGCAGCUGCCAAAUGCGACGAUAGUAAAGCGGCAAAGAAAGCGUUUGACCCGAAGUCGCUUACACUCAGAGAAGUUGGAGCCCGCAAUACAGUGGAUUGGCGUGUUUGGCUUGAGCAGGACGGCAAUCCGAUUUCCUUCUGGCACGACGUUCCUCUCUAUCCUGACGAGAAGAACAACAACAUCGUCAAUAUCUACGUAGAGAUCCCGCGAUGGACAGACGCCAAGAUUGAGACAAAGCGUAACAAACCUUUGAACCCUAUUUAUCACGAUGACAAAGAUGAUGUUCCUCGAUAUGUAGCCAGCGUUUGGCCACAUAAAUCCUACCCUUUUCUUUACGGCUCACUUCCCCAGACCUGGGAGAACUCUAACAUUAAGCAUAAUUUUACUGGGUACCCUGGCGAUAAUGAUCCGAUGGACGUGGUGGAUAUAAGCGCAAUUGACCCCGGAUACGUCGGUCAAGUCAGAACGGUCAAGAUUUUGGGUGGAAUACCUAUGAUUGAUGACAAAACCACGGAUUGGAAGAUCAUUGGCAUUAACGUUAACGAUCCUCUAUCCAAAGCGGUCGAUACCAUCGACGAUCUCGAGAAAUAUCGACCUGGCCUCAAGCAAACCUUUUAUGACUGGUUCGUUUACUACAAACUUUUUCGAAGUGGCAGCCUCAACACUAUAUUCGAAAACAAAUACCAAGAUUCCAACACGGCACGCGGCAUUGUUGGCGAAAGCCACGGUUUCUGGAAAUAUCUCAUUAGUGGUAAGGAAGAUCCCGGGCAGAUUAGCAUUUCGCAGACUUCGCAGGCAAGCGUUUGCAACAGCUAUAUCGCGAGUAAAGAUGCAACCAAGGAGUUUGACCUGCCGAAGAAGUCCAAGAUUGAACCCGCGGCACAGAGGCCCGCAAAGCAUGAUAAGUGGUAUUAUAUAGAUGAGAAUUUUCGGAUACUGCCGGAGCAGGUUAUUGAUGUAGACUAA
Messenger RNA from Trichoderma gamsii, 1014 nucleotides. RefSeq names its product inorganic pyrophosphatase. Gene Ontology annotation, cellular component: nucleus; cytoplasm. The record is from RefSeq and is a predicted model, not a curated record. Bases 1 to 1014 code for a protein of 337 amino acids. NCBI's taxonomy places the organism in Eukaryota, Fungi, Ascomycota, Sordariomycetes, Hypocreales, Hypocreaceae. Gene Ontology annotation, biological process: phosphate-containing compound metabolic process. Gene Ontology annotation, molecular function: magnesium ion binding; inorganic diphosphate phosphatase activity. The transcript has 7 exons.